Messenger RNA from Gordionus sp. m RMFG-2023, 1083 nucleotides. Its product is annotated as alpha-1,6-mannosyl-glycoprotein 2-beta-N-acetylglucosaminyltransferase-like. The transcript is spliced from 2 exons. Gene Ontology annotation, cellular component: Golgi membrane; Golgi stack. Bases 1 to 1083 code for a protein of 360 amino acids. Gene Ontology annotation, biological process: protein N-linked glycosylation; oligosaccharide biosynthetic process. Gene Ontology annotation, molecular function: alpha-1,6-mannosylglycoprotein 2-beta-N-acetylglucosaminyltransferase activity. The record is from RefSeq and is a predicted model, not a curated record. NCBI's taxonomy places the organism in Eukaryota, Metazoa, Nematomorpha, Gordioida, Chordodea, Parachordodidae.
AUGAAAAUUAAAAAUCAGCAUUAUCUCAUGAACGCUACAUUUUCGGCUAUUGUUUUAGUGCAAAUCCACGAUAGGUGGGAAAGCUUGAAACACCUCGUGGAUUCAUUGUCGUCAGCUUGGCAAAUUGAAAGCACAUUGAUCAUAUUUAGCGGCGAUUGCUUCUCUACCCUAAUCGACAAAAUUAUCGAAGCUGUCGAUUUUGCACCUUACAUAAAAAUGUAUUACCCAUUGACUCCAGAGGUUUUUACCAGCGAGUUUAAGCGUACAAUACUAAAUUAUGUUGCGUCCCACCUCGUUAAAAUAUCUCCUCCGAAGGUGUUGACACAUAAGAUAUUUUCUGGAAUAACGGCAUGGGAUAAUUUGACACGACUCAUUGUAUCUUGCGACGUGAAUCCAGAAUCAUUACAUCAUUAUAAACAGAUUCGUAAAUUUUCAUUAUCCCUUAUAAAACUCCAUUGGUUAUGGAAAAUGAACGCGAUAUUUGACCCCACCGCAUUUAUACAUCUCAAGAUAGAUAACCUAGAAAUAUUGUCAUCAGACUCAUUUUUUCCCAAAAUCAAGAAAUUCAGAUUUACCAGUUUCAUGGGGCCUGUCCUCAUGUUAGAAGACGACAAUGUAGUGUUGCCUGAUUUUCUGUAUGUCAUUCAUAAAAUUUAUAGUAUAAAACAUUUAAAUUUUGGCCGCACAAAAAAUAACAUCUUACGACAACAAGAAUUAUAUAGUUUAAAUUCAUUACCGUUGCGAAUACCCAGGAGAAAGGGCUCGGUCUUUAAAUUGAUCAAUUCCAUGCUAUCCCUGGGAAUGCACUCAGAUUUUAAAAUUCUCUCUAAAUGUCACACCGAAGACACGUUGUUCGUAGUCAUAAACAAAAGACCCUAUAAUUUUCGAAACAUAGGCAUGGUUUGGAAUAAAUACUUAUGGCAAUCUAUCAUUCGAAAUAACAUUAAUCGAUUUUGUCAAUUUUCUGAUUACAAUUGGGAUUGGUCCUUAAUCAAUAUCAUCAAAAAUAUUCCGUUUAUCAAUGAAAGUACGGGAGUAUUUGCGGUAGUUUCUUCACCUCCGCGAGUAUUACAUCAGGGUUAG